Molecule: messenger RNA, 1475 nt
Organism: Microplitis mediator
Lineage: Eukaryota; Metazoa; Arthropoda; Insecta; Hymenoptera; Braconidae
Exons: 5
Coding region: 341-1243 (300 amino acids)
Source: RefSeq, a predicted model, not a curated record
UGAAGUGGUGUUCUGGAAAGCCAGAACACUCCAAAAGUCUUUUAACCAGCUCACAGAAACACAAAAAGAAUUUUUAUCAAAUGAACGUAGUGCACAUAGAUCAAGCCCUAUUAUCUUCGAAACAAAUUCACAAACACACAGUGAUGAAGAGUUAACUCGAAGUUUUUCUGGCCUAUCUACAUCAACUGGCAGUAAAUCUUUUCCAAGUUCAGGUGAACUCAAACGUGAAAUUUCAAAUUUUGAGAAUGAGUUACCUUCUCGUCUUAGACCAAAAAAGAAAAAAAACGUGAUAGAUCAGAAACUAGUUGCGACCCUAGAUCGCACACAAACGAGCGAUCGAAUGGCUGCAUACCUAGUGAAUUCCGUUGCUAAGAACUUCGACGUGGAUGUGGAUAAGAUAAAUACUAGCAGAAGUUCUCUACGACGACAUCGCAUGCAUCAACGGCAAGCAACUGCUGAAAAUUUGAAAGAAAAAAUUAUCUUUCCAUCAUGUUUAGUAUUGCAUUGGGAUGGAAAACUUCUUGAUGAUUCAGAAAGUGUCAAAAAAGUUGAGAGAUUGCCGGUAAUAGCAACAGGACUAGAUUUUGAACAUAUUUUGGGCGUUCCCAAAUUAGUUACUGGAGACAGUAAAAAUCAAACCGAUGCCAUAAUUAAAUUAUUAGAUGAAUGGAAGAUUAAAAACAAAAUCAAGGCUUUAUGUUUUGAUACUGCUGCUGUUAAUACGGGCUUGAAUAAUGGAACAUGCAUUCAGCUUGAACGUGAGUUGAACAGAAAUCUUCUUCAUUUGGGUUGUAGACAUCAUAUAUACGAGUUGGUGCUUAGAAGUGUCGCAGAAACGUGUUGGCCGGUUACAAGUGGUCCUAAUGUUGCAAUAUUCAAUCGCUUCAAAAAUAAUUGGGAAAAUAUAAAUAAAGAAGAAUUUGAGACUGGAAUUGAAGAUUCUGAAGUUGAGAUAAAAACCAGAGACAUGAAAGACGAAAUUCUACAAUUUAUUUCAAGUCAAAUCAAAGAAUAUCAGCCGCGAGCUGACUACAAAGAACUGUUGGACUUAACUUAUAUUUUUUUGGGAGGAACUCCAUCAAGUCACUUUGGAUUCAAACGACCUGGAGCGAUGCACCAUGCAAGAUGGUUAUCGAAAGCUAUUUAUUGUCUGAAAAUUUUUAUGUUUAAGAGUAUAUACCAUCUAUUCUCUUUCUCACACACAUGUGAACGAACGGAACUGUCCUUGUUGCACUUACAUUAGCUAGUGGAAAUUUCAAAUGAGCCGUUCUCAGAUAUAAACUGCAAUAUCCGAACGAAAAAAAUUUCAUUCGAUAAAUAAUAAGUUUACGCAUCGAAUGACAUAUUUUAUUUAAUAAUUUGGGUCUUUACCUGUGAAAACGGUUCAUUUGAAAAUCACCUGGUACACUCUCUUAAGAAGCAAUUUAAAGUAAAUGCCAAAGAAAUACCUCAGCUCCGAGACAUAUGUCUAUUUA